AUGAACAGGCCGCAAGGGCGGAAACAUUCGCACUUAGACUACUGGCCCAGCUGUCGAGCUAGCACCGGCGAUGUGGACGUAGGCACCGACGAUGGUAAGGUAGGCGAGUUUGUUGAAGGCGCACCAGUGGCUGGGGGCGGUUUGUGGGCAGACACGGGAAACGGCGCGGGGGAGAAAGAAGCUGGUUGUAGCAAGGUGUUGCCGAUCGAGGCAUUUGCAGACCAAGACGAGGGGUGUCCACCCAUGACAAUAACGGAGAAAAGGCGCUUGUGGCUGAAACGGAGGAGAUCGGGCGAGUUCUACUUCCGAUCCGAGUUCAAGGGCCUCGUGCAUGCGGUAAUGGAAUCGAGAGGAUGGAAGCCGUCCUGCCCGCCCCGUGUGCCCGACGACUGCCUCACGGUCCCGUAUGUGGACAGCUGGGAAGAACUAGCCGAUGGGUUCGACCCCUCGCGACCAGACUGCGGUCAACCCGACGAACGCGAUCGGCUUGCCCUACCCGCCGUUGUCGCUGCUCAAACUGAGAACGGUGUAACAGGCUGCGAAGAUGAUCCUUGUAGCGAUAACAUGCGCACCGCUGAUUCACCGCCACCGCAGCAAGAGCACGAUGACGUCAUUGUGUCGUCGACGAGGGCGUGCAAGCCGUGGGACUUGCAUUGGAGCUACACGAAGUGGGCAGUGGAGACGAUGCGAUUCGCAAGGAAGCUCGCACCGUGGCAGAAGGUCAACCACUUCCGCAACAGCAAUGAGCUCUGUCGAAAGGACCUAAUGCUGAAGAACCUCAAGAAGCGUAAGGCGCAGCUGUAUGCUCGGGGCGAGCUCGCGGAAGCCCAGGCGUACAACUUCUUCCCUGUCAGUUUCGAGAUGCCUAAGGACUACGCGUUGUUUGUGGAGGAGUUCAAGGAGAGCGGCGGUAUCUGGGUCAUGAAACCGUCGGGAGCGGCGGAGGGGAAAGGGAUAUUCCUCUUUACCAAGCUGUCGGACGUCAAGGCUUGGGCCAAGCCGCAUCUCAUUCGUAGGAUGAAGAGGCACGACCCCGCGAACCCCGGAUCGUUCGUGGUCCAGCGGUACAUCUCCAACCCCUACGUCAUCGGCGGCAAGAAGUUCGACCUCCGCCUUUACGUGCUGGUCACCAGCUUCCGCCCUCUGACGGUCUACAUCUACCGCGACGGGUCCAGCAAAGAGCCCAAUGACCACUGCGGCUAUGAACGAGUGCCGCCGCCCCGCGACGAAACGAAGUCCCUUCAAAUAUCAAGCCCCAAUGCACAUUCACGAAAUAGGAGAUUUGUUGGGGAGCCCAUCACCUGCCGCCGACGACUUGUCGCCCUGUUUGUGCCCGCCGACUUGUCUUGUCACUCCAGUGCCGACCCGGCACACUUCGCGAACGAACUGAUGCACCUGACGAACCACGCCGUGCAGCGACGAGGUGCGGCCGCCGGCAAGAAAUGGGUCCCCGCUGGUUCCCCCGUGCGCGAGCACGUCGGGGGAUUUGACCUCGCUUUCCACAAGGGCUACGUCGAGGUCCAGCCGCAGGCCUGCGGGUAUUCCAGCUUGUUCGGGGCAGUCGUGAGAAAUCGGGUGAAACCGGCCCGGCGAGCUAAAGCAGACAAGGCAAGAAGACUGCAUUGUCCUUUGCUUGGUCGGGCAUGGUGUGGAUGGGAUCCCGGAUCGCUUAGUUUAGACAUCGCGAAUCGACCGUUUGACAUUGUUGUGUGCAUUCUGAGCGAAAGCACGAAAAUCUUGUGGGCCAGUUGUUCGCAGGCGCCCCUGUGUUGUGAUCUGACCAAUUUCACGUUGCUGAGCGCCUCCCCCCUGCCACAACAGGGGAAAUUUUCUUGUUUCCCGUCGCCCCGAGCGUCUAGGCCACAUCCUGGUGUUACCGAAAAAAGGGGCGUCUCCACUGAUGCACCGCCGACCGUCACGUACAAGACGUCGAACGAAACCAUGGGGUUGGAAACGUGGAGGCCAAACAUCUACAUCUUCCGCCCUCAAGACUAUUGGAAAGGCUCGGUGGAUUACCCGCCUUGGAAAAUAGGUGAUGAUGUCUGUGCUAGCGAUGGCGACGAGUGUCGAGCGCCCUCGAGGGGGGAGGGUCGUACCACUUCCCGGAAAGACGGAGAGUGUUCCGGUAAACAGUUUGGACUACGGUCUAACGAUGCUGAUCCGAGCCCCCCGCUGUCAAGGUCUGCAAUGGUAGAUCGAUGUCAAAAUGUCAAGGGUGCGAGUGAAUCUGGGGUACACAUCACUCAAUCGUGUGUGGAUGAACCGGGAGGAUAUGCCGUGGGGUCCUCUGGUGGAGGUGAAAUAGAGGUUGAACGAUGCGCUUCUGGCAGCGAUGCCUUUCGGAAGGAUGCUGAGAUUGAGAUGGCGCUCUGCGGCGUGUUGGACGCCCUACGAAGAGUCAGAGAGGAAAGGUUGAGGUAAAGAAAUUAUUGGCGAUUGAGGAAACGAAAUGAGUUGCGAAGAGUGUUGCCGGUGAGCCUGAAGCGAGCUGCCAACACGGUGUCCCCCUUUAGGGUAAGGGCUGUGCAGAGAUGCAUGUGGAUUGCCGGCAUUCUACAGCAGUACUUCAGUAUUGAAGGGUGUUGAUGUGCUCGGAAACUGAGCUGGGGGACAUAUUGCUGGCGUUUGGCACGGCGGAGCCUGACAAGUGGCGAGCGAAACCGCGAUGUUGUCAAAUUCUGUGUACCCGGUAGCGUCUUAUAGUGGAGAGUUGACUAUUCGGAAGAGCCGAUUUGGAUUGUUCAAAGGUUGUGGAAAAUACGCCAUAGUUGUUGUCAAAUAUGAGAGGCAUUUUUUUAGUAUGAGAGAUAUGGCUGGCGUUCGAAACGGCGGGGCGUAAGGAGUGGCGAGCGAAACCGCGAUGUUGUCAAAUUCUGUGUACCAAGUUGCGUCUUUUUGUCGAGAGUUGACUAUUGAGAAAGAACCGAUUUGGAUUGUUGAAGAUUUAUAUGAGAGAUACUGUAUAGUAUGAGAGAUAUUGCUGGCAUUUGGCACGGCGGGAUCUGAGGAGUCGCGAGCGAAACCACUAUGUUGCCAAAUUCUGUAGCGUAUUUUUAGUUGCGGGUUGCCUACUCAGAAACAGCCGAUUUGGAUUUUCAAAGGUUGUGGCGGGCAUUUCACCUAAAAUACACGGGGACAACGCAACAUGCCUUGGUCUCCCGUUGGGGUCGCACGCCUGUGGUGGAUCAAUCAACUCCUCCGCACUGCGGAGCCCCCAAUGAUUACCCAAUGAUUUUACGGCCACCCCACCCUAUCUGAUCGAGCUGACCUGUGACUUACUGAUCAUUACGCUGCUUGGCACGAGCGAUGAUCCAUUACGCUGCGAGAAGAGCGUAUGCCACGAGCUUGAGGCAAGGAGGAGGAGGCCUGAGCCGAUGGAGGGCCCGAGGCCGAUCACGCUCUACAGGGACAUUCGCUGUCUACGAUACCGAUACCGCAGACCCCGGUAACACCGUGUCCGCACAGCAGCAGCAGC
Molecule: messenger RNA, 3475 nt
Organism: Ectocarpus sp. CCAP 1310/34
Lineage: Eukaryota; Phaeophyceae; Ectocarpales; Ectocarpaceae
Source: the annotation of a GenBank genome assembly